AUGAACAAAUUCUUGGCCUUAACGCUUUGCGCUGUAUUUAUUUUUGCUGUCGUUCAUCUGGCUCGUGCUGAUGAUGAAAUCGAUGAUAGUGAAUAUGAAGCUAAUGAUGCACGACAAUUUUUACAAAAACGUCUUUUUGGUAUCCCAUUUCCUCGUGAACAACGCCGAGAAGCAAAAGAAAAAUAUGAAGAACGAUGUGAACGUGCUUUGGGUAUCAAUAAAGUAACUGGUCUUCAACGAUGGUGCCCAAAACUUGAAGAAUGGGACCAAUGGCGUGCAGCAACACAAAAUGAUAAACGACGUGGUUAA
This is a messenger RNA of Rotaria socialis, 309 nucleotides long. The record is from the annotation of a GenBank genome assembly. NCBI's taxonomy places the organism in Eukaryota, Metazoa, Rotifera, Eurotatoria, Philodinida, Philodinidae.